AUGGCCGAUGAUGAUGCCGACUACGUCGUCGGCGAAAGUCCUGAAAAUCUACUAAGUCCCCUUUCUGACGCUAGGAAUUAUGAUGCCUACUAUAGCAGAGGACUUCAGACAAAGUUCAUUCAACAAGUUGCAAAAACGAGGUCAAUCGCACCUAUACAUAGAAAAGAGACUGCGAUUAUACCGAAGGCCACACCAUCUAGGUCUUCAUACCUGUAA
Messenger RNA from Protopolystoma xenopodis, 216 nucleotides. The record is from the annotation of a GenBank genome assembly. Lineage: Eukaryota; Metazoa; Platyhelminthes; Monogenea; Polystomatidea; Polystomatidae.